Gossypium raimondii (Peruvian cotton) is the source of this 1878-nucleotide messenger RNA. RefSeq lists its product as uncharacterized. The record is from RefSeq and is a predicted model, not a curated record. Gene Ontology annotation, biological process: tRNA pseudouridine synthesis. Gene Ontology annotation, molecular function: pseudouridine synthase activity; RNA binding. The transcript has 15 exons. NCBI's taxonomy places the organism in Eukaryota, Viridiplantae, Streptophyta, Magnoliopsida, Malvales, Malvaceae. The coding region runs from base 72 to 1700 and encodes 542 amino acids.
GCCCCGCCAUCUAAAGUAAAACACACUUCAACAGUUAAACCUCCCUUUUCUAAGCACCAGCUGUUCGAAAAAUGUCCAACGAGGUCGAGUCUGCGCAGGUUAGCGACGCCAUGGAGGUGGCGCAACUUAGUAGCUUGGCUGCAGUGGACAGCCACGCCGGUUCUUGCGAGGCGGAGAUGCCGUCGCGACUUCUAAAUGACGCCGUUCGGUCAUUGCCUUAUCAUGUCGUCAAGGACCUUUUGUCUAUCGGGGUGUGUUCUAGAUGCGUUCUACGGAUAUUGGGUACCGAGGACCAUAUUUAUUGCCAUUCAUCGUUUUCACAAUCGAUGCUCUGUUCAGUUCUUGAAGAAGUGACUGGUUUUAAAUCAGAAGGCGAUUUUCAAUUCUGCAGCGUUUGCUUGGGUGUCUUACAGUUAAGUUACCGCGAUGACAAAGAAACGUUGGUGAAAAUGGAGAGUCCAAAUGAUAUGGCUUUAGUCAUUGCGGAGUUGGUUAAGAAAGAAGGCCAUCAAAUUGAUGGAUUUUCUCUAGAAGUUUCCAUACCACAAUUUAUCUUAGAAAAUGAAUCCUCUUUGUUGUCAGGUAUGAAGAAGAGAUAUGAAUCAGAGCCAUGGCUUCAAGAAAGGUUACUUUCCAAAUGCGUCUCUGUUAAGGAUGUUCUGAAAUUUGCUAUAACAAAACCCCUUGAAACGUUAUUGAAUACUAAAGCUAGUGCAAGCUCUUUUCGGAUCCGUUUGGCUUACACUCAUAAAAUGGCAUUUGGAAAUUCUGUUGAAAGGAAUCAGGGAUUCAAAAGGCGAAAAAUAGGCACUGAGAAUGGGUUGCAAAAUGUAAAUGAUGAGUCAGUAGUUGCCAACAAAGAUUGUUCUGAUUAUCCUACUAAUGAAACAAUUGCUGUCACUGGAAGAUCUUCUUUGAAAGUGCCCAUAGAUAAGGUUAGUGAACCUUGCCACUUGGUAUACCUUUGCUACAGGACGCAUAUUUACCUAUGUGGUAGAUAUCUGAAGUACUCAAGAAAUGUGAGCCAAACACGCUGGAUAAUUGAUGAGGAAAGGAUGGGAGAAGCUUCUGUUGAGGAGAUAAUAGGUAGCAACAUCCUUCCUAUGUAUCGGGGUGAUAAUUACAAGUUUCAUGCUGCUGGAAGAGAAGAUAUUGAUGUCCGAAUGUUGGGUUCAGGCAGGCCUUUUCUGCUUGAGAUACAAAAUGCACGCCAAGUUCCAUCCGAAGAGACUGUUAAGGAAAUUGAAUCAAAGAUAAAUGGCUUGGAGAAUAAACUAGUUGGAGUUAAAAAUCUUCAAGUAGUAGGCAGUCAAGGUUGGACACUGAUGCGUGAAGGAGAAGCCGAGAAGCAGAAGCAAUAUUGUGCAUUAGUGUGGAUUUCUCGUCCACUUGAGGAUGAAGAUGUGUGCUCCAUAUCAUUGCUUAAUGACAUGCAAAUUCUGCAAAAGACCCCAAUACGGGUGCUUCAUCGUAGGAGUCCAUUGGAACGCAAGAAAAUUAUACAUUGGAUGAAGAUUGAGAGGAUUGCUGAAAGCUCCCAAUAUUUUCUUUUGCAUCUCUGCACUCAGGCUGGAACUUAUAUCAAGGAAUUUGUUCAUGGUGAUUUUGGGCGCACUCAACCCAGUAUUGGAUCAAUCCUAGGAUGCAGAGCAGAGAUAUUGCAGCUCGAUGUUACAGACGUAAAAAUGGAUUCUUUCUGAGUGAAUGAGGCGUUAGUGUCCAAUGAUGCUACGCUACACAUCAAGUUUCUUUUUUGUAGUCUCUGAACUGACAGUGAGUGUAACUACUCUUUUUUCCUUUUCUUAAGUUUAGUUGUUAGCCUUUUGUUUUCUAUUUGAUUCCUUACAUUUUAACAAAUGAGAAACAUAGGUUAUUAUA